Messenger RNA from Spirodela intermedia, 2628 nucleotides. The record is from the annotation of a GenBank genome assembly. NCBI's taxonomy places the organism in Eukaryota, Viridiplantae, Streptophyta, Magnoliopsida, Alismatales, Araceae.
AUGCAGUCCCUGCAGCAGAAGGCGUCGGAGUGGAGCGGCGUGGCGGGGGCGGACGCCUUCGCCAUCGACGAGACGAAUCUGUUCGAGAAGCUCGGCCUCCAGACCUUCGUGGACCUUUCCACCAGCUUCUACAACAGGCAAGAGCGGAUCGUACUCUUGAUUUGGCCCAUUCCUCACCUCCGUCUUGGUACUCUGUUUUACUUUUCGAUCGGAUCAGACCGAUCCCGCAACACUGGUGUGUAGUUUCUUGAUCUCCUUUCUCUUGGGAUGGUAGGGUGUUUGACGACGAGGAGCAAUGGUUCCGCUCCAUUUUCGCUACUUCCAAGAAGGAGGAUGCGAUACGAAACCAGUACGAAUUCUUCGUGCAGAGGAUGGGAGGACCUCCUCUCUACUCAGAGAGGAAAGGUACGCUGAAUUUUCAUCAUCCUGGUUCUGUUGUCGUAUCUUUCUACACUCCUUCCCGGUCCAUUUCGCUUUAUGCCGCUGCGCGUUAUUAUUAUGCCUGCUUUGCUUCCAUCCUUAUCUGUUCCAGCUAAUAUUAGCUGUACUCUGAGCACAGUUAGCUUUUUAAUGUUCUUUCCAACGACAUGGUUCCAUCAAAUUUAUUAAGACGCGAUUAGGAUUGCAAGCAUCUGGUGCUAGUUUUUUUUAUCCGAAAGGUACGAGAACGAACAAACAGAUUUCAUAAACAUUUUUUUCACGCGAGACUUGGUGGUUUCUCCUCAGAAAUAUAUGCGUGGGCUCCUGCACUCUGUUCUGAUUGAGAGAUUGAGAAUGAUUUUUUAUCAAAAUUGCUAGCAUUGUUCUAUCAUCCUUCACAGGAAAAUUUACUGAGCAUGGGUAUGGCCAUCUUCCGUGUCUACUGACAAAUGCUUGGACAAUAUGACCCCCGUUGAAUUACAAUGCCCCGUUGCGCGUUAUUAUUAUGCCUGCUUUGCUUCCGUCCUUAUCUGUUCCAGCUAAUAUUAGCUGUACUCUGAGCACAGUUAGCUUUUUAAUGUUCUUUCCAACGACAUGGUUCCAUCAAAUUUAUUGAGACGCCAUCAGAGUUGCAAGCAUCUAAUGCUAGCUCUUUAUUAUCCCAACGGUACGAGAACGAACAAACAGAUUUCGUGAACAAUUUUUUCACGCAAGACUUGGUGGUUUCUCCUCAGAAAUAUAUGCGUGGGCUCCUGCACUCUGUUCGGAUUGAGAGAUUGAGAAUGACUUGUGAUCAAAAUUGCUAGUAUUGUUCUAUCAUCGUUCGCAGGAAAAUUUACUGAGCAUUGGUAUGGCCAUCUUCCGAGCCUAGUAGUAAAUUAUUGGUCUUCAUAUCCUUCAGGGAUAUCUUUUGGAUGGAACAAGGCCCAUGAUGACAUUCGGUCAUUUAUCUCUGGCCUAGUAUAAGAGUCUGUAGAUUUCAAGCUCAAAUAGUGUCUAAUCAUCGGAUCAAUCCACCUUUUAUUACGUUGACUGGUUUGUCCCAUUUUGGCCGUUGCUUUAUGAAGACACGUCGGUAGCUGUUGGUUCAGCAGGCUUCUUUUACUACUUCAAUAAAUUGUCUGAGCCUAAGCUUCCAGGUGCAAUAAAGUCAACGGCAGGUCUCCCAUCCUGUGCCUUUCAACUCGUCGCAAAUGUAAAGUCAGAAUCUGGCCGUUCUCUAGAUACACUAAGGGGAAGGUAAGCAUUAGAUGCAGGUCUGCGGUGGCUUUCAGAAUUCGCCACUGGGUGCCCCCAAUAGUUAAUAUACUCGGUCUACAUAGAGAUGUCUAUAUAUUGUACAUACCAACAUCAAAUAAUCAGGGAAAAGGCACAUAAUUCCCCAAUAUGCUCUGGAAAUCUUGGUCGACCAUUUCUUGCAAGUUCAUUGAUAUUUCUGUCGAUGUUCUCUGUCAAGGGUUUUGGAAGCAUCCUCGAUUAGGUACUAUCAUUUUUCACCUCCCCAUUUGUGUAGUGCAGCAUUCUGACAGACGCUUCAGAGCAACCCAGCAGAAGUCAACCAUGGCAAAAGAUCUUUCUCGCUAUCCAUUGAUGGAAACUGAACUAAAUAAAACCCUAAGGAAGGCAGUGCCCAGACCACAUCUACUUUUUUCCAUUAUUUUUGUAUGGUUUUCCGCUAUGGAUGCCCAUUAAUAUAAUAUUUAGAAUUUUCUGUUUACAUCGGACGAUAAUCAUUCAUCAUGUUCGUGAUAUCCAUAUCUUAUUCCUUCAGGGGGGACCUUCAGCGGAAUUUGCCUUCUUUUCCAGAUCCUGUAAAGAUUUAUAUCUCAGAAUCCAUACGUUGACUUCGGUUCAUGGCUUGGACAGGCCAUCCGGCGCUGAUCGGACGCCACCGCCCCUUUCCUGUCACCCACCGGGCCGCUGAAAGAUGGUUGCACCACAUGCAGCAGGCGUUGGACAGCACCCAGACCAUCGACCCGGAUUCCAAGAUCAAGAUGAUGAAUUUCUUCAGGCAAGCCUCCCUCAAACCCUAGCUAGCUCUCUGGACAGAAAUCUAGCUUCAUUGGCUUAUAAUCCCCCUCUCUCUCUCUCUCUCUCUACAGGCACACUGCGUUUUUUCUCGUGGCUGGGGAUGAGCUGAAGAAUCCGGCAACGAAAGGAGCGGUGCCUGCCUGCAAGCACGCGGCCAGCAAGCCAGCGGCAGAGUGA